UCAGUUGUCCGCCUGUAAAGCUGUUGUCUGGCUGCAUAGCUUAUUUUAGUUAGACUCGCAUCAGCUUGCUAACAGGAUAGUACGGAUGGCUUCCUCUGCAGGAGGACGGCUGCAGACUUGCCACGAGGAAGUAAGGCUCCCUUUCCUGCGGCGCAGCGUUUAUUUCUCAUUUCACUUCUUUGUUACUGUAAAAGACUCGCUUGGUUAGUCCCUUCUUCAGUGCCUUCUAUGUUGGCCCACUGUGGUGACCAUGGCAGGUUGAAGAAAGGAGCUACUACCAUGCUUUGCCAGGCCUUCAAUUGGUUCGGAAGGCUUUGUAGACUUUCUAGUCUUCUGUUCACCUCUCCCACCAUUGCCUGGCAAAGUGUGGAGGUGCAGCCAAUAUAGGCUUUGCACCACCGGGGCCCUCGGGGUGCCUCGGCAGCAGCAGCAGUAGCAGCGGCGCUGCGCAGCGCAGUUGGCGGCGGUGGCGGCAGCAGCAGCAGCAGCAGCAGCAGCAGCAGCAGCAGCAGCAGCGGCGCGCGUACCUGUCUUCGGAGCACGCAACAGCGGCACCUUGCGCACUUUUUUCAGGAACAGCUGCCCUGCUGUCCCGGAGCGCCCUUUUGCUGCGCUGGGAAGCAGCUGGCUAAGCAGUGGCAGCUGUGGCGAUGCGUGUAGAGCAUGGCAGCGCGACGCGCAAGCGGCGAAAGAACUGGGGAGGGAGCUUUACUUUUGGUGUUUUUGUGUGUUCCUCCUGCAAGGGAAGGGCACCCAGCAUGUGCAAUCUGCUAGACUAAUCUACUUCCUAUUUCUGCUUCUUGCACUUCUCUGCGAAGAUGCUUUUCUCAGCUUUUUUUUUUUUUCUUUCUUUAAGCUUUCUGCAAAAUAGUGAUUGCACGUGGUGAGCAUCAAUGUGAGCUUAGGCAGGCCAUGCUAGGUCAGUGCUAAUGCAGCCACCCACCUAGCAGAAGUGAGAGGUCAGGGCCUCUUGAAAGAACAAGUGGUGCAAAGGAAAGCAAAGGUGAAAGGGGAAGAAACGAGCGGAUGGGCGCGCACAGCGUUCUCCUGCACGCCUCCUCCUGUUUUACCCACAUUUUCAUUUGCACUGUUGUUCUUUCUUUGCAGGUGGGUCAGCUAGCCUGUCGUUUCGCAUCUAUAAUUGUCAGAACAAUGUCUGUAUGUGUAAGAAGCUGAUCAUGCAUCUAGCGAGCCGUUCUCCCUGCUUGGCUAGUGGACAAGCGACACGUUUGGGGUGUAGCGUUGGUAGCUCUGCGAGCGGCCAAGUGGACACUGUAGAACCAUGGGCGGAUUGACAAGGCUACGGCGGCAGCCCUCUCUCCCGAGCAUCCCUGCAGUGGCCUGCUACCUAAAGGCCAUCGAGACUUGUCCAACAUUUGCCGUGGCUUGGAGCAAUCUAGGCUGCGUGUUCAAUGCCCAAGGGGAGAUAUGGCUGGCCAUUCAUCAUUUUGAAAAGGCAGUGGCCUUGGACCCGAAUUUCCUGGACGCUUACAUCAAUCUGGGAAAUGUGCUGAAGGAGGCCCGCAUUUUUGAUCGAGCUGUGGCAGCCUACCUGCGGGCGCUCAACCUCAGUCCCAACAAUGCUGUGGUGCACGGAAACCUGGCUUGCGUUUACUAUGAGCAAGGGCUCAUCGACCUGGCUGUGGACACAUACAGGCGUGCUAUCGACCUGCAGCCAAACUUUCCUGAUGCAUACUGCAAUCUGGCAAAUGCCCUAAAGGAAAAAAGCCAGGUGACAGAGGCAGAAGACUGCUACCAGACAGCGCUUCGUCUGUGCCCCACCCAUGCAGACUCUCUCAACAACCUUGCAAACAUUAAGAGAGAACAAGGAUUUGUAGAGGAAGCCACUCGUCUUUACCUCAAGGCACUUGAGGUGUUCCCGGAGUUCGCAGCGGCGCAUUCGAACCUGGCAAGUGUGUUGCAGCAGCAAGGAAAGCUGACAGAGGCUCUGCUACAUUACCGUGAAGCUAUUCGCAUCUCACCAACAUUUGCUGAUGCUUACUCAAACAUGGGAAAUACCCUCAAGGAAAUGGGUGAUGUUCAGGGUGCCCUUCAGUGUUACUCGCGUGCCAUCCAGAUCAACCCAGCCUUUGCUGAUGCCCACUCCAAUUUGGCAUCCAUUCACAAAGAUUCAGGCAACAUCCCAGAGGCGAUUGCUUCCUACCGCACAGCGCUGAAAUUGAAGCCAGAGUUUCCAGAUGCCUAUUGCAAUUUGGCUCACUGCCUGCAAAUAGUGUGCGACUGGACCGAGUAUGAAGGCCGCAUGAAGAAGCUGGUUGCCAUUGUAGCGGAACAGCUUGAGAAGAACCGCCUCCCUUCUGUACACCCGCACCAUUCCAUGCUGUACCCACUGUCACACGAGUUCCGCAAGGCCAUCGCCGCUCGCCAUGCCAACCUGUGCCUCGAGAAGAUCCAGGUACUGCACAGGGCUCCGUACCAGCACCCGCGGCAGCGGCAGGGAAGGCUCCGCAUCGGCUAUGUCAGCUCGGACUUUGGCAACCACCCCACAUCGCACCUCAUGCAGAGUGUCCCUGGCUUCCAUGACAAGUCACGCGUUGAGGUCUUCUGUUAUGCCCUCAGUCCGGAUGAUGGCACCAGCUUUCGCUCCAAAAUAGCCACCGAGUCUGAGCACUUCAUAGACCUGUCGCAGAUACCCUGCAAUGGGAAGGCAGCUGACCGCAUCCACGCCGAUGGCAUCCACAUCCUGGUCAACAUGAACGGCUACACCAAGGGUGCACGCAACGAAAUAUUUGCGCUUCGACCGGCUCCCGUGCAGGCGAUGUGGCUGGGCUACCCUGGCACCAGCGGAGCUCCCUUCAUGGACUACCUGGUGACAGAUCGUGUCACCUCGCCACCGCACCUAACUAGUCAGUAUUCCGAGAAGCUGGCUUACAUGCCACACACUUUUUUUGUUGGCGACCACCGCCACAUGUUCCCCCAUCUUAUGGAGCGAGCCAUCAUUGACUCUCGCGAGUCUCGGCUCAAGGGCAAUGGUGAGGUGCCAGACAAUGUGUCCAUUGUGAAUGCCACAGACUUGUCGCCUAUUAUCGACAAGGCAGAGGUGAAGAAGAUUCGUGAAGUUGCUGCAGCAGAGCAAGGUGAGCGUGUGGAAGUGGUGAAGACUGUCAUCGAACUGCCGACCACAGUCCAGGCUAUGAUCAGUUCUGGUCAGGUGCAGGCUCAGGUGAAUGGCGUGCUGGUGCACAAUGGCUUGGCGAGCACCCAAGUUAACACUCGAGCGGCUACUGGUGAGGAGGCGCCUCGGGCUAUCCUGGUCACUUGCCGGCAGCAGUAUGGUCUGCCUGAAGAUGCAGUUGUCUACUGCAACUUCAACCAGCUGUACAAGCUGGACCCAGCCACGCUGCGCAUGUGGGUGAACAUUUUGCAGCGCGUACCGAACAGCGUCCUCUGGCUGCUGCGUUUUCCCGCUGUGGGGGAGGCACACGUGCAAGCCUGGGCGCAAGCUGAAGGGCUCACGCAGUCGGGGCGCAUCAUCUUCUCCAACGUGGCUGCCAAGGAAGAGCAUGUGCGUCGUGGGCAAUUGGCGGACGUAUGCCUCGACACGCCGCUCUGCAAUGGCCACACGACAGGAAUGGAUGUGCUGUGGGCUGGCACACCUGUUGUCACCUGGCCAGGGGAGACUCUAGCAUCGCGUGUGGCUGCCUCUCAGCUCCACUGCCUGGGUGUGCCUGAGCUGGUCGCACGGUCACGCCGAGAGUACCAGGACAUCGCUGUGCGGCUAGGAACAGAUCGAGACUACCUCAAAGCCAUUAGAGCGAAGGUGUGGGCAGCCCGUAUGGAGAGUCCCCUGUUCAAUGUGCGCACCUACACAUCAAAUUUGGAGAACCUGUUCCUCAAGAUGUGGGCAAACUAUGAAGAAAACAAGCCACUAGAUCACAUCAUGGAUUGAGGGCAAGCAUCAUUGACGCCCACAAGGCCACCAGCGCAACACACCCUAUGGUGGCACAUUGUGACCAUCACUUCAAAGCAUUGUACAUAUGAACAUUAUGAAGACUGCCUUGCAGACACUUAUUAAUCUUGCUAGGCUUAAGUUGGGAAUAAAAGAGUCGCUGAGAAGUUUCA
This is a messenger RNA of Dermacentor andersoni, 4083 nucleotides long. RefSeq names its product O-linked N-acetylglucosamine (GlcNAc) transferase sxc (gene sxc). Gene Ontology annotation, biological process: protein O-linked glycosylation. The record is from RefSeq and is a predicted model, not a curated record. NCBI's taxonomy places the organism in Eukaryota, Metazoa, Arthropoda, Arachnida, Ixodida, Ixodidae. Gene Ontology annotation, molecular function: protein binding; protein O-acetylglucosaminyltransferase activity.